AUGACAGACGUCGGCGCAACCUACACCGCCGCGGAUCAGCCCGCUGGAGCGUUCGAUAUCGACCUCCCCUUCACCAGCUACGACGAAUCCCACCCGCUCCACUUUUCCUCCCGACCAUGCAACAAAUUCGACGGGUUCUGGUACAUCGUCGGCUCGUCGCUCCCGCUCUGGAAGCCCAAGAAGAAUGUCGUGAUCCGAUACGUCCCUCACCCGGGCGCGAAACCUGACGAGGUCAAGUUUGCCGACGAGAUCCGAUCCGAACCUCGAUCCAAGAGCGCGGCUGAUUCGGAAGCUGUCCAGGCGUCAGGGUUGCAGUCUAAGUGGAAGAGGGAAGAGAGCUGGUUCAACAAGGCUUUCGGCAUCAAGGGAACCAACGUCUUGCAAAAGAACGCUAAGAACGGCGCGUCCUACCAAUGGACAGGCAACGGACUGCUGCGCUUCUUCCACUCCAAAUGGCAGGUCAUCGGCUACGGUCCUUACGACCUCACCGACACCUCGCGUACCAAGUUCGACUGGGUCAUCACGUACUUUGAAAAGACACCUGCAACUCCAGCCGGCAUCGAUCUGUACGUCCGCGACCCUAGAGAUAUGCCAGAAUCCACCUACAAGGCUGUUCUGGAUCAGAUGAAGGCGUUGAAGACCAAGUACGAGCAGGAACCGGAUAGCAAGAGGAAACAGCUGGCGGGCGAGCUGACGAAGCUGGCCGAGGAGUUCUUUGACAUUCCGCACGACGUGUGA
This is a messenger RNA of Pseudozyma hubeiensis SY62, 738 nucleotides long. Its product is annotated as histidinolphosphatase. NCBI's taxonomy places the organism in Eukaryota, Fungi, Basidiomycota, Ustilaginomycetes, Ustilaginales, Ustilaginaceae. The coding region runs from base 1 to 738 and encodes 245 amino acids. The record is from RefSeq and is a predicted model, not a curated record. The transcript has 2 exons.